Molecule: messenger RNA, 4399 nt
Organism: Bombus huntii
Lineage: Eukaryota; Metazoa; Arthropoda; Insecta; Hymenoptera; Apidae
Exons: 2
Coding region: 1924-2703 (259 amino acids)
Molecular function (GO): zinc ion binding; nucleic acid binding
Source: RefSeq, a predicted model, not a curated record
UCUUAUUUCUUUUCAACUAUGGCGGUGAUGCGUGGCAUGAGUCGCGCGAUAAAAAUAUUCAUUCAUAGACGUUAUUGUUACCAAUCUUUUUCCACAGAAUUAAAAUGUUUUCCUCAAAAAUCCACUAUUUUCACUAAAAUACGUAUUUUUUAAAAUCUUUAUGUACUUCCGCAGCUCAUGUAAGACACGAAAAUUUCUGGUUUUUUGGUUUAGGUCGCACUAGUUCUAAAAAGUGCGUUACGCUGAUGGAUAGGUCAAUUUUACAUGGCUCAUUGCGCAUCGCCAUUUUGUUGAAAAUAAAUAAAAAAGGUUAUAUUUCUGUCCAUUAGUUGUCAUACAAUAAAUCCCGUAAAACAAAUUUUCUAUUGAAUUCAUAUAAUCAAUAGAAAUAAAAAAUAGGAAAGAAAUUGCUACAAAACGUAGAAUUUUCAUGUGUCCCAGGUAUUCACCUCUUAAAAUACGGUCUGCUGGUCUGCCAGGUGUUCGUGACAAGCAGAAUCUUCUAUUCGUGAAGUACGAGUCAUAAAGUCAUAAGCAUUUAUGCCCUCUUACUAACUUGUACUCAAUGCUACAGGUAAUUGAUUGAAAAAACUAAUUUGUUUAUUGCCUGCCGGAGGGUACACGUGAUUUCGGGUAACCACACACUAUUAUCUUAGAGGUUCUCCCAGCUUAAAAUUCAAUAUAACGUUAUUAUUUUAUUGUUAUAAUAAGUAUAAGGAUUGCUGGGUGCCACCUGUUACUUUUCGACGUUAUAUCGGAAUAAAAAUAAAGUUAAAUACGUCUACGAAUCAUGUGUGCUUCUCUUUAUCUCGCGAGUUUCUAAAAUCAUAAUUAUAGUGUUCUCAUAUUACCUAUUAUAUUUUUUAUCAAUUGAUUCUUCAGCGAGUUAACUUCUGAAUCCAAAUUACUGUAUACUUUUUCGAUGGAAAAGAACCAGCAUUAUUAAAGAAUUCAAAUAACAAUUCUAUAAUAUAAAACAUAGUUGGUAAGUUAAAUUAAAUCAUCAUAUUUCGUACUAGUAAUAUCAAAAUUAUUAUAAACGAAAUCUUCACACAUUUUCAAUUACAACAUAUUUGAACUGCUUUGUUAAGGCGUUAUUAUUUGAAAUAAAUAAAUAAUUAUUUUAACAGUUGUUUUUAAGCCAGGUUUAUGGUGCUGCAGUACCUGUUCUAACGGCGAGUGUUAGAUUAUAUAGAGGCACUUUUAUCAUAUUUCGGAUCAGUUUCAUUCAUAGUCGGAAGAACUUCUAAUUUCUGGAGUUAACGAAGAAGUCAGAGAGUUUCUCUGCGUCUCAAUUACAUUGACGCAGCACAAAGCGCUAAUCUGGAGUUCGGACCCUAUGCAAGUAACCUGUAUCGAUGCCUUGGGUUCUUUAGCUCGGAUAACUAUAUAUAUUAUAUAUUUCGCUCCUUUAUCUUAAAGGCGGUGUUUUUAUGAGCGUUGCUAAUGUUUAGGAAAGCAAGUAAUUCUUCAUUGGUCAACGCUCUAUCAUUCUGUUACGAAUAGGAUUCUCGCCUAUGUUAUGUUAGACGCUGUACUUAGUAUUACUCAUUCAAACGUAGUAAAGUAAACGUCUAACCGCCUUUAAGGUAAUUCGCAUUCUGUCAUUGCCCGGUCUCAUCUAUUUUAUACCUACUAUAUCAAUUCUACAGUCCUCUUUCCCUUCCUUAUUGUAACUAUUUUAUAAAUUGCGAAUAUCGGGCGGCUCGGCGUUCUUUAUUUCUUCUUUCCUUAAUUUUCUGAGUUUGAAAAUUUUAAUUCGAGAAUCGACAGCAACAAAGGAGAAUACUACGAACUACUGAUCAACAGUCAAUAUCAAAUCUCCAGAGUGAAGCGUAGAACGAGUUUUGAGGAAAGCUUUAUUUCAACUUGGAUAAGAAUAACCGGAUAGCGAGGACAUAGAGGAUCAAGAAGUGAAUCGAGAUGCCUAAUAAAAAGAAAACGCAAAAUAAACCGAAAACUUUUUGCGACAGAUGCCACCGGGUAGGACAUCUCGCACGAGAUUGUUUCACGCUUAUGUGCGACUACUGUAAAAGAACAGGACAUGAUAUGCUGGAUUGUAGAUCCUUUGAGAGAGAUAAACAAUACAUAAUAGAUUCAGCUAAGCAGCGUUACAGAAAAAAUUUUGCAAAUGCUGCUCCACAACCCGAGGGCCAACCUGGUACCAGCAGCGAAAUCAGUACAGAAAUGUCAACCCUAUCAACUGUAGGAGCUUACCGUGAAUAUUUAAUAUCUCCUUAUAAAGAUAUUAUCGAGAUCUCAACCCCAGAAUUGAAAGGUGAAAAAGCAAAGAUGAUGGUUUCUAAAAACUGUCCAAUUACAAUGAUAAAAAUAGGUACGUUAAAGGACGAUGUGACUGCUGCUAAAGAAGUCCUCACUUUAGAGGAUGUAUUCGGUGCUCGGAUUCAAACCAUAUGUUUAAUAUGCUUAAGUAUACACGUAAAUAACAAGACUAUACUACAUCCUUGUCGAGUAAUUUCUGAUGACUUUUACAUAGAGACAGAUGGCAUAUUCGGCUGCGAUUUUAUGGGCAGAGCAAAAAUCAAGGAUGGGAAACAUGUAGAAUUAGCUGGAGUACGAAUACGAUUCAUCCCUAACCAACAUGUACGCGGAGUACUAAGAGUUAAUGAACUAGUGGAUAUUCCAAACGAGGACUCAGAUUCAGAGACACUAACAGAAUCAAGUAGCGAAUUAAAUUCUUAAAUCAGGUAUUUCUCUCGCGUUAUAAUUUACCAAAUAAUAAUAUUAGCCAAAUGAGGCAGGUUAUAGUCUCUAAUAGCUGAAUUUUUUAAUUUUAUAUAGUAAAUGACAAUCUGUCAGAAUUCUAUUUUUAACGUUUUAUUCUAUGUUACUUAUUCUGCUAAACUUAUACCGUUUUCUGAAGAAUUAAUUAAAACAUUCACUUUUAUCUUAUGACAUACGGAUAUACUCGAGGAAAAAUGAAGUUUAUCAUUUCUUUUGCAAUAUUUCGACUUUUCAAAACCAUUAUAUAGAUCACAACGGACGUGCAAGCACUUCGGAUGCCAUAUUAUUACAGCAGAAUUGAAUUUAAUGAAAUAAUAUUUAAAAAUGUAAUUCAAUUAUCCGUUCAAUUAUAUAUAUCAUAAGUUAUACGCGAAAACCUAACAUUAUUGAUAUUUAACGGUAUAAUAUUGAUAGAAGUACGUCAAUCUGAUACAUAUUUCGAUUUAUGUAAUAUUUAAACCAGCGCAAUUAUCUAUUAUUUGCAAACACUGUGUGACAUAAAAUACAAGACUGUUAUAAUUACGACUGAAGGAAAACAUAUCAUUUUAAUAGCAAAAUUCACAAUAUAGAUUAAUACACAUCUAAAUAUAAUUUAACGUUAGCAGAUUUUCCUGAAAAUACAUAUACAAAUGUAAAAUAAUUUAAAAAAAUCAGAUGAUGCAUGAUCAAUUAGCAAACGCUUAACAGAGUUAAAAACAUACAUUUUUGAAAAAGAUAGUACUGCCCAUGCAUAAUGUUAUUACAUAGUAGUUUUACUUAUUUAACUUAUUAUUAUAAGGAUAAUAAUAAUUAUCAUUCAUUCAGCGAAAAGGAUGAUAUCGAUAAGUAAACUGCGAACGUUUAUGUACGAAAAAUGUGUAAAAUUGUAGAUCAACGUAAAAAAUAUCUAAAGUAAGGUAGUCGUUACAAUAUUUUAGAAAGUAAAUCAAAUCUCUAUUUAAAUCUCAGGUAUUUCUUAGUUGCAUUUACAAACAUAUAAACAUGCAUAAACAUUUGUAGUUUACAAAUAAUCAAUAAACAGAACCCCCUAUACCAAUUAUCCAUAUAGAUUGAAAAAAGAAAAAUGUUUGCAUCAACAUCUAAUGUACAAGUAUAAUACGAACAAUUUACCGAUGUACACGAAAUUCUUAUCCCAUUUAUACUGUAUUUUGCAUUUGUAUAGUAUUAUUCAUCACGCGGUUUACGGAAUUAAAGAAGAACAAAGAAUUCGUAAUGUAAUCAUCGAAAAUUAAUAAUCAAUACUAAACGAAAAACUGGUCCAUUGUUACCACAUUACUAAUGUUUAUUUGCAAAGUGUUUGGUUCCUACUCUUAUCCGUAGAGCAUAAUAUCAUCAAGCAAAAAAAAUUUGAAGUCUUUGUAUACUUAGUGUCACAUUUAAGUCAAUUCAUGUGAAUAACGUUUAAGGCGUUAAUAAUAUUGAAAAUAUUCCAGAUUAAAGCAUGUUUCUGUAAAUGACUGAGAUUUUGUACUUAAAAAAACAUUUGUGGAUAAGCUUUCGUUUCUUUUAUGCCUCUUAUUAUUAUUAUUAUCCACUGUAAGUUUGAUAAGAAUUAAAUUUUCAUUCAAAAUGUGAAUGAAUUACUUAUGAUAUUGGCAAAUAUGUGUAAGAUCGUACAUUUAAUAUCUAAUAAAUUUUUACAUUCAUUCACCAA